GGAGCGGGGACACCAAACUGUCAGGCAGCGGUGGCUCAGCAUCGUGGGAUAAACCUCUUUUUCUGCUCUGUCUGACGCUGGGAAGAAGUCCGGUGAAAGCCCAGCUGCAGCAAGAUGGGAUCAGCUUCCUCAACUUACCGACCCAAGUGUAUUUAUUUGGAUAUCGAUGGAAGAAUUCAAAAGGUGAUCUUUAGUAAAUAUUGCAACUCCAAAGACAUCAUGGACCUCUUCUGCAUUGCAACAGGGUUACCAAGGAACACAACUAUCUCCCUUUUGACAGCAGACAAUUGUAUGGUAUCCAUUGAUCCGACAAUGCCUGCAAACACAGAGAGGUCUCCAUACAAAGUGAUACCUGUUGCAACUGGGCAGCUCUCAGAGAAAGAAGAAUUGUUCCAGAAUUUACUGGGACAGAUUGCUGAGCAGUUCUCAAGGGUUUUUAAAAUCAACGAGCUGAAAACGGAAGUAGCAAAUCACUUGGCAAUGCUGGAGAAAAAGGUUGAAUUGGAAGGCCUGAAAGUAGUGGAGAUUGAGAAAUGCAAGAGCGACAUUAAAAAGAUGAGGGAGGAAAUGGCAGCAAGAAGCAGCAGGACUAACUGUCCCUGCAAGUACAGCUUUUUGGAUGAAAACAAGAGGCUGACUCCCCGGAGGGAUGUACCAACCUACCCAAAGUACAUGCUGUCCCAGGAGACCAUUGAAGCACUUCGAAAACCAACCUUUGAUGUCUGGCUGUGGGAACCCAACGAGAUGCUGAGCUGUUUGGAACACAUGUACCAUGAUCUUGGGUUGGUAAAAGACUUCAACAUCAAUCCUAUCACGUUAAAGAGGUGGUUGCUAUGUAUUCAUGACAAUUACAGAAACAAUCCCUUUCAUAAUUUUCGGCACUGCUUCUGUGUGACUCAGAUGAUGUACAGCAUGAUCUCACUCUGCAGCCUCCAGGAGAAGUUUUCCCAAAUAGACAUUUUGAUUCUCAUGACCGCAGCAGUGUGCCAUGACUUGGACCAUCCAGGCUAUAACAAUACCUACCAGAUAAAUGCACGAACUGAGCUUGCUGUACGCUACAAUGACAUCUCCCCACUGGAGAACCACCACUGUGCUGUGGCUUUCCAGAUCAUUUCCCAGCCAGAAUACAACAUUUUCUCCAACGUCGACCAGGACCAAUUCAAACAGAUAAGACAGGGGAUAAUUACGUUAAUCCUGGCUACAGACAUGGCGAGACACGCAGAAAUACUGGACUCUUUCAAGGAAAAAAUGGAAAAUUUUGAUUACUCAAAUGAAGAACACAUGACCUGUCUGAAGAUGGUACUGAUAAAAUGCUGUGAUAUCUCCAAUGAAGUCCGCCCGAUGGAAGUAGCAGAGCCCUGGGUAGAUUGCUUACUAGAGGAAUAUUUUAUGCAGAGUGACCGAGAAAAAUCUGAGGGGCUUCCAGUGGCACCGUUCAUGGACCGCGACAAAGUGACGAAGCCGACAGCCCAGAUUGGCUUCCUCAAGUUCGUCCUCAUCCCCAUGUUUGAAACAGUAACAAAGCUAUUUCCAGAAGUGGAGGAGGUGAUGCUCCAGCCCCUUUGGGAAUCCAGAGACCACUAUGAGGAAUUAAAACAGAUAGAUGAUGCUAUGAAAGAGUUGCAGAAAAAGAAAAAUGAAAAUUUGACCACCAGCAGUACUGAAAAGUGAAAUGAAGAAGUCUUUGAGCAAAACAUAAGCCCUAAGAUUAUUCCAGUUUUGAGAAACGCUCUUUUUUGCCAAACAGACGUGGUGGCUACGUCAAAAUCCAACUGGGACUAUGUAUGUGGAGAGGUGGCAGAGACAGAUGCCCUGCCUGCCUGCCUUGCCUGCCCAGGCACCUUAUCUACAGCCUGCAGCCUGCUCACACAUGGGCUGCCACCACUGGGCACCAAGGGCUCCUCUCCCUCCCACAUGCCCAUCACAGCCUCCUUGGCAGGACUUUCCCUGCAGUCACUCCACAGGUUGCAGCACAGCUCAAAUCUUCAGCACGUUUGCCUUUUUGGUGACCACACUUACCACAGUCUGUAGAGACAAAGUGGAGUUUAGCUAAGGAGCCUUUUCUGGAAAAUAAUCCGCUGGCAUCCAAAAACAAAAGAAAAAGUUGUUUUAGUCUAGAUACUACAUAUAUGAGUAUGGCAGUAUGCUAGUUACAGCAUAGCAUAACAGAUGCUUAUUUUCUGACAGGGGCACUGGCAUAAAUUUUUAUUUGCCUGGUAAGCCCUAAUGACACAUUUCUCUGUAUUAUUCUCAGAAUUUUAUAGUGUUCAGAGUACAUUCAGAAGCCCAGCAUAGUGGAUGCAAUUUUGUUUUGUUUUCUACAUUAGAAGAAAUCAAAAGAAACCUUAGUGAGUUUGCAGGUUCACUCUGUGGCCUUGUACAGCUAGACAUCAUGGGAUCUUUCAGCAAAAACAAAGAAGGGAGUCUAAAGCUCAAACCACUGUGCAAACGUAUUUUUAUCCUUGUGGAUGCAAACAUCAACAAAAGGAAAAACCUUCCAAGAUGUACAGAUUUUUUUUUUUUACUUUUAAACUGAUCUGCUAGAUAAUAUAUUCUUCUACAGAAAUGGGUGUUGUGCUUGUUUUCUUUU
Calypte anna (Anna's hummingbird) is the source of this 2590-nucleotide messenger RNA. RefSeq names its product phosphodiesterase 9A (gene PDE9A). The transcript has 18 exons. The record is from RefSeq and is a predicted model, not a curated record. Bases 115 to 1671 code for a protein of 518 amino acids. NCBI's taxonomy places the organism in Eukaryota, Metazoa, Chordata, Aves, Apodiformes, Trochilidae. Gene Ontology annotation, biological process: cGMP catabolic process. Gene Ontology annotation, molecular function: 3',5'-cyclic-GMP phosphodiesterase activity.